CGCGGGGUCUCCUUCGGACUCUGCUGGUUUGGUCGCCACGGUGCGAGUGUCGAAGCCUAUCUGGCCAUGGAGGCUGCCGGAACCUUCUGCGAGUCCCGCAUCACUAGCGGUGGCAGCCUGUGCUACGCCGCGCCUGUCGCCGCCGAGGUGGCCGCGCUCAGCCGCCUGUCGGAGCACCUCGGAUCCCUCCUCCGCACCCCGGGCCUGGCCUUCUGCUCCGACGCCCGCAUCACCGUCCGAUCCGCGGGCGGCGAUCCCCCGCACGAGGUUCCUGUCCACCGCUGCGUGCUGUCCGCGCGGAGCCCCUUCUUCCGCGACAAGUUCGCGGCGGGGGCGGUAGCGCUCGAACUCGGAGAGGUGGUGGCCGGAUUUGAGGUCGGGUGCGAGGCGCUGGAGGUGGUGCUCCAGUACGUCUACACCGGUCGGCUGGAAGAGCUGCCCAGGGGCGUGGCGGAGUGCGUCGACGAGACCUGCCGCCGCCAUGAAGCCUGCUGGCCCGCCGUCCAUUUCAUGCUUCGGGUGCUCCAUGCUGCCUCCACCUUCGAAAUCAACGAGCUCGUCAGUCUGUUUCAGCGGCGGCUCCUUGACAUUCUUGAGAAGGUAGCAAUGAACGAAGUUCUAUCGAUCCUAUUUGUUGCAAAUCUGAACUAUAAGCUUUGUCAGAGAUUAUUUAUGAAGGCCAUUGAUAUGGUUGUCAACUCGGAUAUUAGUUAUAUAACCCUUCAAAAAAAGUUGCCUUCAAAUGUUGUCAAGCAAAUUAAGCAGUCUCGCUCAAAUUUGGGAUUGGAUGGACAAGAAAACUUCAAAUUUCCUGAUAAGCAUGUGAAGAGCAUAUAUGGUGCUCUUGAUUCAGAUGAUAUCGAAUUAGUCAAGUUGCUUUUGGAGGAGGGACAUACUACUCUGAACGAUGCAAAGGGUCUACAUUAUGCAGUGGCUUCCUGUGAUUCAAAAAUUACAAAGGAGCUUCUGGAUCUCGGGCUCGCAGAUGUUAACAGCAGAGACCACCAAAAUUACACCGUGCUCCAUGUUGCUGCAAUGCGUAAAGACCCUGAAAUCAUAAUGUCUUUGCUGACAAUGGAAGCUCGACCACUUGAAAUCACAUCAGAUGGACGAACAGCACUUCAAAUCUCCAAGAGGCUUACCAGAUCUACAGACUAUUAUAGGUCAACUGAACAAGGUAAACCUUCCCCAAGGGAACGAUUGUGUAUUGAGAUGUUACAGCGGGCUGAAAUGAUAGAGACAUUCACAGAAGUAACUUCAGUACCAGUUGAGAUGACCAGUGAUAACUUGCAUGAGAAAUUAUUGUAUCUUGAGAGCAGAGUUUGGUUAGCAGAGCGCUUAUUUCCAACAGAAGCAAAAGCUGCCAUGAACAAUGCUAAUGUGGAUGGUACACUAAAAGUUCACUCAAGUUGCUUGACGCACCUCUGUGCUGGGAACAAGAGGUCUGCUGAGGAUGUUGUAAAAGCAUCUUUUAGAAUGACAGAAGAGAACUUAUCCCGGAUGGAGGCUCUAACUAAGACAGUGCAACUCGGAAUGCAUUUCUUCCCACGGUGUUCCAAGGUAAUCGAUAAGAUUCUGGGAGAUGAUCUGUCCGAGCUAUCUAUAGUCGAGCACAUCAACACCGAAGAGCGAAAGAACAGAUACACUGAGAUUUUGGAAGAGAUAAACAAUGCGUUUACCCAAGAUAAAACCGCGUUUGACAGAUCUGUCUCCUGCUCAACUUCAUCUUCUAAAUCUGCACGAGCAGUUAGGAGCAAGGCUGCCAGAAAAUGACAUGGGACAUAUUUUUCUCCUCAUAUCAGCAGAAACAUUUCAAUUCAUCAGAAGCUGAACAUGCUUGGAUGCACUGAACUUGUACAAGAAUGGAUAACACAGUCCACGCACAUGAUCGUGUGGGAUGGAUGGACUUGAAUUCUGCACACCAGCGGAAUCGCUAGAGUGAGGAGUAUCUUGGUCAUUGCCCAAGUACUUGGAUAUGUAAUUCCAAUCUUUUGUAUCAUAACUCGAAGGAGACAGUGGAGCUUGCCUCUUCAAAUGCUUAAGCCAAUCAACACACCAUAACUCCAUCAUCGAACAGCUACACCAAUAAUAUCAAUGUGGAAAUUCUUCAGGCAGCAGCAUGAGCCGAGGAUGAUUUCUCUCUAGCAGUAACUCUUAACAAAGUCCAUCGUGUCAUAUGCUGUAAAAUCUGUGAUGGAAUAAUUGUGAUGAGAUGAGGUUAAUUUUGCUAGUUUUAUCGUAAAAAGUAACAUGAAAAAUGUGAUUAUUGUAAAUGUAAUCUAGCAUUUUGUUAAAAUCACAUUUAAUUACCA
Messenger RNA from Musa acuminata subsp. malaccensis (wild Malaysian banana), 2312 nucleotides. Its product is annotated as BTB/POZ domain and ankyrin repeat-containing protein NPR1-like. NCBI's taxonomy places the organism in Eukaryota, Viridiplantae, Streptophyta, Magnoliopsida, Zingiberales, Musaceae. Gene Ontology annotation, biological process: regulation of jasmonic acid mediated signaling pathway; defense response to bacterium; defense response to fungus. The record is from RefSeq and is a predicted model, not a curated record. Gene Ontology annotation, cellular component: cytoplasm; nucleus. Gene Ontology annotation, molecular function: protein binding.